UCACACACACACACACACACAAUCAGAGUAGAGAAACAUUGAACACUGAAAACACACACACAGACACAAAACAAAAACGAAGAAACAGAAGAAACCAGAGACAUUAUGUUGCUUUGCAGACCCAAAAGUGUAUUUUUGCUUCUGGGUUUUCUUUUUUCUUUCCUUUUGAUUAUCUUUCAGACCACUGGAACAUCAACUUCAGGGAUCGGUAAAGGAGAAGAUGGAGUAGCUCAAUGGAGGAAAGAUAUCACAGAGAGGGUUCUCGCAGAGGCAACUGGAGAUAAUGCAUCUCUGAUUUUGGCUGCAAAAAGGACCAGAAGACAAGACCCUCUUGAGAAUUUCAAAUAUUACAAUGGCGGAUGGAACAUUAGCAAUAAACACUACUGGGCCUCUGUCAGUUUUACAGCGGCGCCAUUCUUAAUCGUGGGAGCUGUCUGGUUCGUGCUUUUCGGGCUGUGUCUGUGCCUGAUCUGCCUAAGUUAUUGCUGCUGUCCCCGCGAGCCUUAUGGCUACUCCCGGAUUGCUUAUGCCCUCUCCCUUAUUCUCCUCAUUCUCUUCACCAUCGCCGCCAUUGUUGGCUGUGUUUUCCUGUACACGGGCCAAGGGAAAUUUCACGCUAGUACAACCGAUACGUUGGAUUAUGUCGUGAGGCAAGCGAACCUCACGUCAGAAAACCUCAGGAAUGUGUCAGAUUAUCUCAGCGCGGCUAAAAAGGUCGAUGUGGAAUCGACUUUUUUGCCGGCCGGUGUUCAAGAAAGCAUCGACAGAAUACAGGGAAAGAUCAAUUCUUCCGCCACAGCGCUUUCUGACAAAACCAUGGAGAAUCAAGACAAGAUCCAAACCGCCUUGGAUAACAUGAGACUCGCUCUCGUCAUUAUCGCCGCUGUUAUGCUCCUCCUUGCGUUUAUCGGAUUCGUAUUAUCUAUCUUCGGAUUGCAGUGCCUCGUAUACACAUUGGUGAUUGUCGGAUGGAUUCUUGUUACCGGUACCUUCAUCUUGUGUGGUGUAUUCCUUCUCCUCCAUAAUGUCGUUGCGGAUACAUGCGUUGCAAUGGACCAGUGGGUCCGGCACCCGACGGCUCACACGGCUCUGGACGAUAUUCUUCCGUGCGUGGAUAACGCCACCGCGAAAGAGACGUUGGAUCGGACGAGGCUCGUGACAUACCAACUGAUUAACCUCGUAGACACUGCCAUUACCACUGUCUCCAACGGGAACUUCCCGCCCCAAGCCCGACCCUUAUACUUCAACCAGUCGGGUCCUCUCAUGCCGAUCCUCUGUAACCCGUUCAACUCCGAUCUCUCCGACAGGAUGUGUCAGCCUGGUGAGCUCGGUCUGAACAACGCCACCGAGGUAUGGAAGAACUACACUUGCCAGAUUACAACACCAGAAAUGUGCGCUACAACGGGCCGUGUGACCCCGAAGUUCUACAACCAAAUGGCCGCAGCGGUCAACAUAAGCUACGGAUUAUACCGUUACGGACCGUUCUUGGCGGAUUUGCAAGACUGUGACUUUGUGAGAUCGGCGUUUACCGAGAUACACAACGAUCAUUGCCCGGGUCUGUGGAAAUACACGCUGUGGAUCUACGUCGGUCUCGUUCUUGUUUCCGCAGCCGUGAUGCUCUCUCUUGUUUUCUGGGUCAUCUAUGCCCGCGAAAGGAGGCACCGGGUUUACACGAAGGAUUUCAACGCUCAGCAUCCGCAUGAUGUCCGAGAGAAGUGACCGUACGAGAUGUCGGAUAAGGGGUUUGGGUUUCGUGGUUUGGGGUUUUUCGGGUUAGCGUUUUGCUUCAAUAACAGCUUUCAUCUACAGUGCUUUCUUUUGUUUCAUCUCUGUUUCUGCCUUAUUUCGGCUUUUGGUACAUUUCUUCGAAGAUGGGUUAUUUGUCAAGCUCAAAAAUCGACCGUUAGGUGGUCAACGUUAGCGUU
This is a messenger RNA of Tarenaya hassleriana, 1925 nucleotides long. RefSeq lists its product as uncharacterized. The transcript is spliced from 9 exons. Bases 106 to 1719 code for a protein of 537 amino acids. Lineage: Eukaryota; Viridiplantae; Streptophyta; Magnoliopsida; Brassicales; Cleomaceae. The record is from RefSeq and is a predicted model, not a curated record. Gene Ontology annotation, cellular component: plasma membrane; plasmodesma.